AGAAGCCCAAAAUUUAUUUGAAAACAGCCUGUGGAAAUGACCAAAGACUGGAAAUGGCAACUGGAAAUCUUCCGCAUGUUCACAUACAUAAUGUUUCCUGUAGGAACGUUCUACGCAUUCAACCAGCCAGAAUUUUUUGAAGGUUGGGUGAAAGAGAUGUACUCCAAACAUCUUCCAUCCAAAGAACAGGAGGAAAUUGAUAGAGAAUUGCUAAAACGUGCAGCUCGAAAUCGGAACCUUUCACUGCUGGAAAAGAAGUUGUCAGAAACAAAGUGAAAAAAAAUGGGUGCUCCCUCUGUUUUGUAAAUAUUGUAGAUAUUUUUUGCCGACUCAAUUUUCCUAAUUUAUUGUAAGUUUGUAGGGGUGUUGUUAACGAAUAAAAUUGAUGUGAAUAGAAGA
This is a messenger RNA of Bemisia tabaci, 399 nucleotides long. NCBI's taxonomy places the organism in Eukaryota, Metazoa, Arthropoda, Insecta, Hemiptera, Aleyrodidae. The record is from RefSeq and is a predicted model, not a curated record.